This is a messenger RNA of Exophiala bonariae, 1551 nucleotides long. RefSeq lists its product as uncharacterized. Gene Ontology annotation, cellular component: membrane. The record is from RefSeq and is a predicted model, not a curated record. NCBI's taxonomy places the organism in Eukaryota, Fungi, Ascomycota, Eurotiomycetes, Chaetothyriales, Herpotrichiellaceae. Gene Ontology annotation, molecular function: transmembrane transporter activity. Bases 1 to 1551 code for a protein of 516 amino acids. The transcript is spliced from 2 exons. Gene Ontology annotation, biological process: transmembrane transport.
AUGACCAUGACCGACCACUCAUCCACAAACAAUGCGAGCGAACAGAAAUCCGAGUCCAUGGCCACCGCCCUGGGGGCCGAAUCCGUCGACCAGGACGAAGCUGUCGGCGAGCAUGAACUGCUCCGGCCCAAGGUGCACUUUCGUUUCUGGCAAACCCUGGGCUUGAAUUUCUCUCUCACCUGCACAGCCAUGGCGAUCGGGGCCUAUCUGUCCCUGAUCCAAGGACUGGGCGGAUUCCCCUACUUCUUUUGGUGCUUUGUCUUCGCCGGGAGUUUCCAGCUCCUGCUAGGCGUCACCGUCGCUGAGCUAGCCUCGGCCAUGCCUCACUCAUCGGGUCCUGCAUAUUGGGUCAAAGUCUUGAGUCCUCCCAAGUACUCGCAAUUCCUCGAGUAUCUUGUCGGCUGGCUCACCAUCUGCGUCUACUGGUUCAUUACCACCGGCAAUACACUCUACCUGGCUGAGACCACUGUCGGCUGGGUGGAAGCCUGUUACCUGGACUACACGGCAACGCAGUGGCAGAUCUACCUGGUCUCGGUGGCAUGGGCCGUCCUACUGGCAGCCAUGAACCUGCCCGGCCCAUUCAAGCUGCUGCCUCAUCUCAUGUCGGCUGGGAUUGUACUCAUCAACUGUUCCUGGAUCUUCAUUCUCAUCGCGAUGCUGAGCCGAGUCGAGAACAAAAACAGCGCCAAAACGGCUUUUGUCGACGUGAUCAACGAGUCCGGUUGGUCGUCUAACGGCGUUGUCUUCUUCCUGGCCAUCUUACCGGGCAUCCUCUCCGUCAGUGGCUUCGAUGCCGUCACGCACAUCACGGAUGAGGUGCCCAACCCGAAAAAAGAUAUUCCACAGGUCAUCCUCGCCUCGACCGGCCUGAGUGCGGUGACCGGCCUUGCCAUGGUCAUCAUGUAUGCCUUUUGCACCGUCAACCCGGAGGUGCUGCUGGCGCCCUACGCCAAUCAGCCCAUCAUCAACGUGCUGCAGGACGGUCUGCGGUCGGACGCGCUCUUCCACGUGGCCAUGACAGCCUACCUCGUCACCAUGUACAUCGCCAGCGUGGCCGCCUUCACCGGCUGGAAUCGACUGUACUGGUCCUUUUCGCGCGCCAACGGCCUACCCUGGUCCCGAUUCACGGCCAAGCUCUCCGGCAACGACCGCAUCCCCGUCUACGCCGUCAUAGCCAACCUGGUCAUGGUCGUCGUCCUGGACGCGCUCGGAAUCCCCUCCCUGACGGCCCUCAACGCCAUCUUUGGAUCGUCCUCCAUCUGUGCCCUGACCUCCUAUUCGCUGUCCCUGUUCCUCGCAAUCCGACGAGGACGAGGGUUCCUGAACCCGGACAGAUGGCUGAAUCUUGGCCAGGCAGGCUUGCCCAUGCAGUGUAUCGCCUUGGUUUGGGCUGUCUUUGCCAGUGUCUGGCUGUGUUUCCCGCUCUACCUGCCCGUCACGCCGGAGUACAUGAACUGGAGUUCCGUCAUCAUGACUGGCAUUGCCCUUUUCGCCACGGUCUAUUAUCUAGUGUUCCAUAAGCACAUUGCCGCCCACGAUUUUUACGCUUAA